Molecule: messenger RNA, 1066 nt
Organism: Tribolium castaneum (red flour beetle)
Lineage: Eukaryota; Metazoa; Arthropoda; Insecta; Coleoptera; Tenebrionidae
Exons: 4
Coding region: 266-979 (237 amino acids)
Source: RefSeq, a predicted model, not a curated record
ACUCUACCUGUCAAGCGGUGGGGUUUUUAAUUUAGUUUUGGCGGUUUUUGGCUAAAUGCCACAUAGAAUAUUCGUGUGUGUGUGUCUCGUUUUUUCGUUUUCAUGACUUUUGGGCACAUAAGUGGUGCAAGCCCCAAUUGCAGUGAAUUUGUGUGUCAGCGGUAGUGCUGUUUGUGGUUAUGUUGUCGGCGUCAUCCGUCAGAAUUUGAAUUUGAAAAAAGUCAGAAGUUUGCGAGUUAAAAUAGAUUCUAUUGAUCUAACAAUAAUGGAUCAGUUGGAAGACGUUGACGAAGUUUUGCGAGAAAUUGAGAGGAAGUAUUCGAGUUCGUCCAGUAUUGAGUGCCCCAAGAGUGACUUGGAGGAGCAGCUGCAGCUCUUGUCACAGGAUUUUGAGACAUUGGGUCUUCCACCAAUCGACUUGGCAAAGUCUGGCACAGAAUUGUUGGAACAAGUUGUAAAUAAUUCGCUUUUGUUGGUUCAAUUACACAGAAAAACGAUAUCGCAGAUGUCCGAUUUGGGUAUUUGUAAUCGCUCAAAAGAGAUAAAAAAUAACGACUUGGAGAAAGACAUCGUUCAUUUGAAACUUAAACUUAGGGCUGUUGAGGGGCAAAAUCUAAAGUUAGAAAGACAAUUAACUAAAGUAAAUAGCGAAUGUGACGCGUUGAGUAAGAAAGUAUCACUGCAUAACACAGAGACUGAUAAGUUAAAGCAAUAUCACAAAGCAAAGCUGAACGAAUUGGUUCAUCAUGUAAAUAGUUUGAAAAAUGAAAACCACCAUUUGCGAGAAAUGUGUGGUAAAGAUAUUGACAAAUACUUUAGCAAGGAAGAUAGAUUUUUGAAAAUAUUGAAAAAGCACAAACAGACUGAAGAAGUGUACAAAAGUGCCUUACAGAAACUCGAGGAUAACAACACGGAGAUUAUGAAUGAGAUUUUAAAUCUGAAGGAGGAAUUAGCUUUAGCAUAUCUGAAAAAAGAUUAGAAUAAUUUUUACAACUUUGAUUGUUUUAAAUUUAAGACUUAUGUACUUAUUAUGAAUUAUAUUUUUAAUAAAAACUGCACGUAAAAA